AUGUGUCCCGUGUGUGGGCAGGAGGUUGAGUCUAUUUACCAUGCUCUUUUCAAGUGUGUUGGUGCUAAGAAUGUUUGGGAGUUGUGGGAGGAGUGCCCAAUGGUGAUAGGGACUGAAAACAUGGAUUUUUCAAAUUUAGCUUUAAAGAUGCUAGAGUGUGGUACUCCGAGAGACAUGGAGCUAUUGAUUGUGGUGGCUUGGGCAAUUUGGUGUAGUAGAAACUUGAGAGUGUUUGAGAUGGUUUGUCAGGGGGCGGAUCAAGUAUGGAAUCAUGCUAUCAGUAUGCUAUUUGAUUUCAGAGAGGCUGUGAAAUUUUGUGGGCUGGGUCCUUUGGCUUGUGAGGUUAGGUGGAAAAAACCUCAAGUUGGGGUCUUCAAGAUAAACACUGAUGGAGCUACGGAAGUUGAUGGUAGGUGGUCAAGCAUAGGAGUGGUCAUUAGGGACUCUAGAGGAGAGGUGGCUGCUACUCUUUGCAGAGUUCUUCCUGGCUGCUUCUCGGUGGAUGAGACAGAGGCAUUGGCUAUAGAGGCAAGAAUCAUUCUUGUAAGAGAAUUGGACCUGCAUCAAGUCAUUGUGGAAUUAGAUUCUCUUUUAGUUGUUCAUCAAAUUUUGGCGAAAGAUUUCAAUGGAGGUCUAGGCCAUAUUGUCCAUGGUAUUUCGGGUUUUCUUGAAGGUUUUCAUAGCUAG
Quercus lobata is the source of this 687-nucleotide messenger RNA. RefSeq lists its product as uncharacterized. Gene Ontology annotation, molecular function: RNA-DNA hybrid ribonuclease activity; nucleic acid binding. Lineage: Eukaryota; Viridiplantae; Streptophyta; Magnoliopsida; Fagales; Fagaceae. The coding region runs from base 1 to 687 and encodes 228 amino acids. The transcript has a single exon. The record is from RefSeq and is a predicted model, not a curated record.